Messenger RNA from Cuscuta campestris, 3421 nucleotides. The record is from the annotation of a GenBank genome assembly. NCBI's taxonomy places the organism in Eukaryota, Viridiplantae, Streptophyta, Magnoliopsida, Solanales, Convolvulaceae.
CUCAAAACUGGACAGGAUUGACCAGUUUGAUUGGUUAAAUCGGUACGUAUGGCUUUUCGUUCUUGAGUUGUUAUGGGGAAGAAGAGUAGGUCUAAAGAGCCCGCACCUCCAACUCCUCUGAAGAAGAAGGUUCCGGAGUUGAAGGUGGAUGAUGAGGUAACUGUUGAUACGGUGGAGUCUGAUAGUUCUUGUGAUGAGGUUGACUCUGUGAAUGAUGCGCUUGAAUGUGAAAUUGGAACGGAAAAGGAAGGUGAGGAUGAUACCUCCUCCGAUAAUAAAUCUAAUUCUCAAUCCAUUGAUGAAGAAGCUGUGGAGAAGGACAUGUUAGAUAAACUACUGGAGCAAACCAAAGACACCUCCAAGGUGUUUGAGAAAAAGCCUGAACCAACUCCUAAGAAGAACUUUGCUGAUCUGCUUAAGAAUAACAGGGGUGAGAAGCAAGGAAUGCAACUCUUUAAGGUUGAUUUGCCUGACACAGAGGAGGUCUUCUUACCCAAAGAAGCUAUCCUUCCUGUUGAAGAGAUUUGGGGGUACUGUUUAGUAGGCUGUUUUGCAGGGAAAUUCCCUGGGCUUAAAGCCAUCCAGAAAAUGGUGGACAGCUGGGGGGUACCCUGUGAAAUUCUCCCACACAAGAGAGGCUGGAUUGUAUUUAAAUUUUGGACAGAUGAACACAGGCAAGCUGUUAUGACAAAACCUGUGGAGGAGAUUACAAUUAACAAGAAGCUGAUGUUCAAAAUUCUUGAAAAGGAUUUUAUGUGGAACUGCAAAUCCUUUGCCACCAUGCCAGUUUGGGUCAAAUUCGUGGAUGUUCCUAUGGGCUUUUGGUCUCCUCUGGGGCUUUCCCUCAUUGCUUCUAAAUUAGGAACACCACUCUAUUCUGAUGGAGUGACUUACACUGCUGCAUCCAAGUUUGAUACUUCUCAGGAACCUAAUGCUGCCAGGAAGGUAACCUACUGUAGGGUGAUGGUUAACAUGGACUUGUUUGUCAAACCCCCCUUGUCGGUUAAGGUUGCCUAUGAUGAGGGAAACUACAUUCAAAAGGUUGAAUACGAAGAUAUGCCAGAAUAUUGCUAUCAUUGUGAAGCCUUUGGCCAUAAUCCUUUUGACUGUAAGGCUUUACAUGAGAUUCACAGGAAAAGAUUUUUGGAAAAAGAAAGAUUGGAAGAACUGGCCAGAAUUGAGGCACUUAAAGAGGCUAAAUUGGCUGAGGCUAAAGCUAAAGGUACCAACAAACCCAACUACACAUACAAAGCCAAGAAUACUGACAAACAACCAGCUCCUAAGGUACCUACUGCCAAUGAUGUGCCAAUUCUUGAUGAAAAUAAGGGCAAGAAGGCUGUGGAAAAUGAAGUGACUCAGAAACCAAGCAAUGAUGAGGAUCCUGCACCUUCCUUCUCUGUUAAGAAUCCCAAUGAUGGUGAUACCCUUAUUGGAACUGGGGUUGGCACUCUCACUACCAUUCUAACUAAGGAUUCACAUCUCAAGGAACCUCCUGACAUUGGGGGAAAAGGCAGGAGAAGCCUACUGCUCAAUCUAAGAGUAGUGGCAGGACUGGAGGAAACCAAUAUCAUGGCAACAACAAAGGGGGUGGGAAUAGAGACAGAGGGAGGGGCCCUGGCCCUAACCGCAGAUGAAGGUGCCAUUCACACCCCUUGGGCCAUCAUGGGGGAUUUCAACUGUGUGGCUAAUUCCAAUGAGAGACUCAACUGCCAUUCCCAGGCUGCUUAUUCCAUGACUGACCUUUUCCAGUUUAGAAUCAACAAUGACUUGGUUGACUCUAAAUCUACUGGACUUCAGUACACAUGGAAUAAAGGGAAUAAGUGGGCCAAGCUUGAUAGAGUGCUGAUUAAUCAUGACUGGGAGGCAAUUGAUUGGGUAUGCUGGGCAGAAUUCAAAGACAUGCAAAUUGAAUCAGAUCAUUGUCAUGUUGUCCUGAACCUUAUCCAAAACAACAGCAAGGGAACACCACUCCUUUCAUACCAUCCUUCAGAAUUCUUGGGGUAUCAGAGUGGAGGGUACAAGGCAAUACAGAGGAAGAUUAAGACUGAGUUGGUUUUGGAAGGGGAUAAAUGCACUAAAUACUUCCAUGCCUUGAUGAGAAAGCAACAUGCAUCCAAUUCAAUCUCAUUCCUCACUACUGGAGGUGGAGGUGUUACUAGUUCUUUGGAAGAUAUUGUGGGCCAAUUCACUGGGUACUACACCAACCUGUUUGGGCAUUGUCCCAAUGUAAUGCCUAUUGACUGGAGUGUUUUUCAGGAGGGGAAUGUAAUCAAUCCCAUGGAAGCUCUUACACUGAACAGAAAUGUCCAUAUCGAUGAGGUUAAAGAGGCAUUGUUUAGUAUUGGGAAUGAUAAGGCACCAAGACCUGAUGGGUUUACUGCUUCUUUCUUCAAGAGGAAAUGGAAUAUGGUUGGGCAGACUGUUUUUGAGGCUGUGGAUGAAUUCUUUAGAAGUGGUAAACUGUUGAAACAGAUUAACCAUGCAACUGUUGCUCCGAUCCCCAAGGUUAAGGAGAAUCCUGAUGAUCUAAUGCUUUUCUCUAGGGGGGAUAUUACUUCUGUGAAAGUUUUGGCUGAUGCACUUAAACAUUUCUCUCAAGUGUCUGGGCUGCAUGUCAACCCACAGAAGUCUAAUAUUCACCUUGCUGGACAGAUCAAGGAUAAUAAGGAGGAAAUUUUAAUUCUUGUGCAGUUUCCCUUGGGACAAUGCAGGUACCUCGGCCUGCCACUUACCUCACAGAGAGCUUCAGAAAGGGACUUUGCACCUUUAAUCAGUAAAGUGGAGGAAAAUAUUCGUAGAUGGAAUACCAAGACACUUUCCCAGGCUGGGAGAGUGGAAUUAAUCAGAAGUGUCAUUCAAGGGAUUCAGAGUUCCUGGCUCCAAGCCUUUCCAGUUCACAAAUCUGUGUUGAAUAGAAUCAUCACCAUCUGCAGAACCUUUCUUUGGGGAAGUAAGUUUUCAAAAGUGACUUGGAGUGACAUCUACAAACCCCUUGAGGAAGGUGGGCUGGGAUUGAGGAACUCCUACACUUGGAAUCAGGCCUUCCUCAUUAAGAAUCUAUGGAAUAUAGCAUCCCAUAAAGACACCCUUUGGGUUAAAUGGGUCCAUUCUGUCUAUCUUCAAGACAGGGAUGUUUGGACAUGGACACCAAAAAAAGGGGACUCACACCUCUCUAAAAAGCUGUCCAUUGUCAGGGAUCUAAUGGUUGAAAAGUGUGGGGAACUUCAAAUGAUUGAAGAGUAUAUGCAUUCCUUAUGUGACAAUGGAACUCUGAGCACCUCCAAGGUCUAUGAUCUCAUCAGAACUAGGAACCAAGCCAAGCCCUGGAUGAAAUUCAUUUAGCAGGCCUAUAUUCCUCCAAGAUUCUCUUUUACUACCUGGUUAGCCUUUCGUAGACGUCUCCCUACAAAGGUUAACCUGU